AUGGGCAACCAGAUUUCAAAAAAGCCCAGCGCAAAAGCAAAUCGCAACUCGACCCUCCUGGACGCCAAACCAACCACCCCAAUAACCACCACCACUAAUACUAAUACCAACAGCACUAAUACCAAUGGCAAACAACAACAGCAACAACACAGCAACGGCGGUAACGGCAGUAACGGUCUAAAGGACAAAAAGGGAACCAAUUAUCCAACUCGAUCCUCACAAGACGUCAACCGUAGCUCCUGGCAGGCUCAACCAACUCAUACGACAACGGCAGCAACAACAACAUCAGCUACUGGUGGUACACCUCAUAACCACGACAAUAACCGUAACAGUAUCGCGGGGGCAACACACAAGCAGCCGAUCUAUUCGAAGACAACCAACAGUGAAACCACCACAGCUGCAACAGUCGGUCAAGGUUCAAUUCACCAGCAACAGCAACAGCAACAACAGCGUGACCAACAGUCCAGAACAGGAUCGGCAGCAGCUUCAAAGACAGAUAAACGGAGCUCCACUACCUCUGCCAACAACAACAUCGCCCCGCAUGGAGGAGGAAGUGCAGACCAUGCUACCUCGUCGUCGUUAUCGGCAGGAGGUCGUCCUGGGCAGAACCCACCGUCAGGAAAAACAGCAGCCAAGACAACAGGAGGAGGAGGAGGAGGACAAGGGUCCGAUGGACAGGGCUCUCUACAGCAAGAUCAACCACGACGCUCGAUGGAGACAAUUGCUCAGGGGACCAAUGGGAGUCAUCAAAACACCCCUAACCAGCAACACAAUAACAAUAAUAAUAGUAACAGCAAGCACAACAACAACACAACCGGACAGCAGACGAACCAUCCUCAGAGCAAUGGCACCCAUGGAGAUACCCAGGCGAGGCAACCCUCACCACAACAGCAUUCACAACAACAACAACAACAGCAACAACAACAGCAACAACAACAGCAACAACAACAGCAACAACAACAGCAACAACAGCACCAGGAGAGGCCGUCAUCGAUGCAACCAUCUUCGUAUCCAGCACCGAGCAUUCCUUUUGCAGUGACAUCACCAGGCAACCCUAUUUUGAUCAGGAAACACAACCUUGCACCCCUGGUCAUCACACCGCACAACUCAUCCUUGCUCAAGGGAACUCCGCCUCUUUCGUCUCCUUUGUCUGCUGGCCAAAAGAAGUCCUCUGAGCUGUCACCUAAUGCUCGCCUGCCAUUCAUUGGAUCGGACAAAAGUGGAAAAUCCAUGGACAUUGACGACAUGAUAUCUCGACUGCUGGAUGCUGGAUAUUCAGGAAAAAUCGCAAAGAGCGUCUGCCUCAAGAAUAGCGAAAUCUUAGCCAUCUGCCAGGCAGCACGGGAGGUCCUCCUAUCGCAACCCACGCUGAUCGAGCUCAACGCUCCCGUCAAGAUAGUCGGCGACAUUCACGGCCAAUACACGGAUCUGCUGCGUUUGUUUGAGAUGUGCGGAUUCCCACCCUCGGCCAACUUUUUGUUUCUGGGCGACUACGUUGAUCGUGGCAGGAUGAGUCUGGAGACGAUAUUGCUCUUGUUUUGCUACAAGAUCAAGUACCCAGAGAAUUUUUUCUUGCUCCGUGGCAACCACGAGUGCGCCAACGUUACCAAAGGAGUCAACCAGCUGGUAUCAUCAUGGGCACUGGACAAGAUCACACAGCUGCAGUCGCACAUGGGUCUUUUGAUCUACGGAUUCUACGACGAAUGCAAACGGCGGGCGAGCAUCAAGAUGUGGAAGGCGUUUGUGGAUGUGUUCAACUGCCUGCCGAUCGCAGCGAUUGUUGCCAACAAGAUCUUUUGUGUCCACGGAGGAUUGUCUCCCAAUCUCUCAACCAUGGCCGACAUCCGUGCAAUUCGACGACCAACAGACGUUCCCGACUAUGGCUUGCUCAACGAUUUGCUCUGGUCGGAUCCAUCAGAGACGGCGCUGGACUGGGAGGAUAACGAGCGUGGCGUUUCAUACUGCUUUGGAGGAAGCAUUAUCCAAAAGUUUUUGAACAAACACGACUUUGAUCUGGUGUGCCGGGCACACAUGGUGGUCGAGGAUGGAUACGAGUUUUUCAACGACCGGACGUUGGUCACUGUCUUUUCGGCACCCAACUACUGCGGCGAGUUUGACAACUUUGGGGCGGUGAUGAGCGUCAACGAGGAUCUGCUCUGCAGUUUCGAACUGCUGAAGCCUAUCGACCAGGCAACAGCCAGGGCGCAAAUGCAGAGUCUGGCGGCGUCUUCCGGAGGCUGGCGAGUGAAUAAGCAACGACUCAGGUAA
Linnemannia hyalina is the source of this 2268-nucleotide messenger RNA. The record is from the annotation of a GenBank genome assembly. NCBI's taxonomy places the organism in Eukaryota, Fungi, Mortierellomycota, Mortierellomycetes, Mortierellales, Mortierellaceae.